AUGACGCAUCAAAAUCACCAAACAAACGGUGCAAGUCUCGAGGAUUGCCACACAAACUUCUUCGCCUUGACGGAGCUGUAUGGCAUAAAAUGGCGUAAGCUCGUAUGGGGGGAGACGAGCGGUGGUGGCGACGGGGAGGAAGGCGGCGCGCCGCUUGCAGAUCCUGUGAUCAGCAGCUAUGCGCGCUGCCUAGCCGGCGAUAUCCUAUGUGUAUGGCGGCGGGUGCCGGCGCCGCAGCCGUCCGACAUCUACGAGAUGACCACGCCCGCGCCACCACCCCUCUCCCUCCGAGCCGCCAAAGAAUUAUGGAUAUUCUGGUAUGGCGAGGAACCCGACCUGAAUGGUCUCGUCGCUCCGGAGUUGAUCGCAAGCCAAGGAGACCAGGGUUCGUGGGAAAGUGGACUCUCGUACGAAUGUCGCUCCCUACUCUUCAAGGCUCUUCAUAAUCUUAUUGAAAGAUGCCUCCUGUCGCGGGAUUUCGUGAGGCUUGGCAAGUGGUUCGUCCAGCCGUACGACGGCGACGAAGAAGACGUCGGUAAAAGCCCGUGGCACCUGUCAUUCUCGUUCGCGUUCUUCCUGCAUGGCGAGAGCACGGUGUGUGCCUCUGUGGACGUGCGGCAGCAUCCGCCCGUCCGCACGCUUACUCCGAAACGUCUUGCCAAAAUCAACUCGCCGGACAACCAGGCCGAUGCCAAAGUGAUUCUAGCACCAUUCGGUUUGGAGGGCACCUUGACGGGUCGGGAAUGGUGUGACAAUGACGCCGCGACCGUCCGUCUACUGGACGCCUGGCGACAGCUCUAUCCUCUGGAACAGGGCUGUGGCGCUGUCGAGGUGGUGUGUGGCGGCGCUCGCAUGCGCUACCCGGUGCCGUACGUGCUGGUGACGCAGAUGGAGGCGGGCGGCGCCGUGCAGCACCGCCCGCCCAUGGCGCACCGCGCGCUCACCGCACUCACCACGCCCGCGCCGCACCAGGCUGCCGAGAUCUGUUACGGCGAGACGGCUGAAAAGAGCGAAGACUUCAUUGAUCCCACCCGAAAGACCCCAUGUACCUGUGCAAAAGCGGGCGGAGGCGCGUGCUCGCCGGGCAGCUGCGGCGGCGGCUCGCCCGCGCCGGGCGGCUCCGCGCCCCCCUCCGCCGGCGCGCCGCCCUCCUCGCCGCACCACGCGCAGCCCUCCAACCACCAGUCGGUGGGUAUAGUCCCGACGACGCUCCACACGCCGGCGCCCACGCCGGACCCGCACGCUCCCCCCACCCCCGCGCCGCCCUCGCUGCCGCCGCCUAAGACGUACACCCAGGGCGACUCCCCGCUGGGUGCGUGCGAGGUGUCGCGGCGGCCCGUGCUGCCCGCCGCCGCGCCGCGCCUGGACCCGCUCGAGGACGAGCACUCGCUCCACAUGCUCUACGACUACACCACCGUCUACGCUUGGCUGGAGCACCCAGUGAAGCGCUUCAAGUCCGAUGAGAGCAGCUUCCGCGAGGAGAUGGCGCUGGGCGCGGGCCCGGGCGGCGACCUGUACGCGGGGCACGACCACACCAAGCUCGGCGCCAUGCUCGACCACACGCCGCUCGACAUCAAGCAGGAGAGGCAGGACCACAAUGAGGAUUCUAAAGAAUACAAGAACCUAUUUACAUCUGAUGGAUUAUAUCCUACCUUCAAAGACUUGGAACAGAUCUUCGAAAAUUCCGACGACGCGGCCAGCGGCGAUGAGACGCUGCAGGUGUCGACGCCGCCCGACUCGAACAAGUCGGGCGAGGAGUCCCGCUGCGCGCGCGGCUGCCCGCGCGCCGAGGAGCUGAGCAAGAUGUUCCCCACGCCGCCCAGCAUGGAGGCGCACGCGCAGGCCUCGCCCGGCUUCUCGCUGCCCGACGACGCCACGCCGCUGCGCCACCACCACGCGCCGCCCGCCGGCAGCCCGCCGCCCGACACGCCCAUCGAGGAUUGGUCAUACGUGUUCAAACCGCCCACCGUGUACAAGUACGUGGGUUCAUCCAAGUACGCCCCUCUGGCUACUUUACCGAGUCAAAUGUUACCUGCUGUCACUCUUCCACCGCACGCCGUAUACCGCCCCCGACAUCACCAGGAACACGAGCACGAGCACGAUCAGGUCAAGAGGGAGACCGAAACGGAAACUGACACCCAUCGAACCGCAGGCGUUAAGCGUUCCGCGUCUCCGGCCGUGGAGAGCAGGGAGGCGCGGCGGCGCGAGGGCGGGGCCGGCGGCGGGAGCGGAGGCGGAGGCGGAGGCGGAACAGCGGCGGCGCCGGCGCGGAGCGACGUCGUGGCGCGGCCUCGCCGCAGCGCCGCCGAGCCCGCGCCGGCCGUGGCCAGCGCGCACGCCGCCUGCCCGCUCAUGCUCAACGUGCUGCUGGCCGACACCGUGCUCAACGUGUUCCGCGAUCACAACUUCGACAGCUGCACGCUCUGCGUCUGCAACGCAGGACCCAAGGUGGUUGGUAACAUUCGCGGCGCAGACGCGGCCACGUACCUGACGGGAUGCUCGGGCAUGGGCGGCGGGUCUCAGUCAGGCGCGGCCUGGGACUCGCCCCACGGACCUCCGCCCGACGACGAGCCCUCGCACUGCACCUGCGGCUUCAGCGCUAUACUCAACAGGCGUCUGGCGCACAAAGCUGGUUUAUUUUACGAGGACGAGAUGGAGAUCACGGGUCUGGCGGAGGAGCCGGGCGGCGGGGCGGGCGGUGCGGGCGGGGCGCUGGGCGAGGUGGCCACCGUCGUGCUGGCGCAGUGCGCCGCGCUGGGCGGCGGCGACGCCUCCGCGCUCGCCCGCGCCGCCGCCCGCGCCGCCGCGCACCACCCGCCCGACGAGCUGCGCCUCAACCUGCUCGAAUACACCGACGGUGGGACGGCAACGACGCGGGCGUUACGUGCCUCGAUAAGCUCAACGUCGAGUUCGAGUCCCGCUAACGUGAACUCCGCCAACAACGCUGUCCACCGCUGGCCCUUCAUCGGCGCACGCGCACCUCGUUCGUCACGUGACGUAGUCAGAUUAAUGCGUCGCCUCCGACCGCUGCUCCAAGAUGCUAUACAAAAACGUUGUUGUGGUGCGCGAAUGUGGGACGGUGUAACCGGGCCGCUAACUUGGCGUCAAUUCCACCGAUUAGCCGGACGAGGCAACGAAGAUCUUUGCGAACCGCAACCUGUCCCACCCUUACUCGUAGGACACGACCGAGACUGGAUAUCGCUCUCACCUUACGCCUUACGACACUGGGAAAGACUCUCCCUGGAACCCUACUCUUACUCCCGUGACGUCGCCUACGUUGUAUUAGCGGCGGACCAGGAUGCACUGGCGGAUCCACUGCGCGCCUUCUUCCGAGAACUGUCAACGGCUUAUGAGUCUUGUCGACUCGGUAGGCAUCAACCUGUAGGACGUAUCGCUAAAGACGGUAUCGUCCGCAGCACGCCAGUGGACCGCCGAGACAAUCAACGAGAACAGCGAGACGAAUGGACUGGACCUUUACCACCUGGUCGUUUAGGCGACUACCUUAGAUCGUACGCUCAUACUCUUCGCACUUCAAUCGUGCCGCAGCUGUCGUCGUUGACCUUAGAUCGCACGUUACUCGAUACAGACCGACCGAGCGAGCACAUGCGACCUCCGUCGACCCCUGACCACCCAGCUACGCCCACACCGGCUUCUGAACCGGAGAACGAAACUUCCAACGCUUCAACGGGAGGGACGCCCUCCGCGCCCCCGGCGGCCGGUACGUCGUGGGACGAAGAGGAGGGUGGAGCACCCGCUCUCGUCGUGUAUGUCGUGGAGCCCCCCGCAUCCUAUGGUCAUCGGCCGCUGGCGUUACACGCGUUGCUUCGUCUGGCCGCUAGAACCGUCGACCACUUGCACCAUCAUAAUCCUCUUGUUAAGAUUGUUUCCCUGGAGAGUGUGUGUGAGCGAUGGGGCUUAGGCACGCGAGCGAGCGAGGAGGGCGGCUCGCAAGACGUGCGGGCGCUCGCCUUCAGCGUGUUCAGUGGCGCCAGGCGGCUGCUGUCUCACAGCGCCAACGGCAAGUCACUCACCGGCUUCGGUACUGCCGCCGAUGCUAAUCUCUUCCUGCAAUCCAAAGAUGAGAAAAACCGCGAGCCAUACAAGUUAUUCUCACCUGCGUGGGUGCUGGCUGCACCGCGUGCUCUGAAAGAAGUGGCAGAGACCUGGGGGCAAGGCGGCGGUGACCAGGGCGCAGUGCUGUUCUUGUCGUACUGUCUCUCUCACGACCAACGCUGGUUGCUGGCCACCGCCACCGACGCCCGCGGAGAACUGCUGGACACUGCUGCCAUCAAUAUACAUGUCCCGCAGAGGUCUCGUCGACGACGCAGCGGUCCUGCGCGGCGAAUGGGUCUCACGAAACUAAUGGACUUCACGCUCGGUGUCAUGAGCCAGGCCGCCCAACCUUGGAGGCUGGUCGUCGGAAGGGUCGGACGAAUCGGGCACGGAGAGCUUAAAGGUUGGAGCUGGUUGCUGUCGCGCAAGCACCUGGUGCGCGCGUCGGCCAUGCUGCGCGAUAUCUGCGGCAGCUGCUCGGUGCUGUACCCGGGUGGGGUGCCGUGCAUCCUGUCGGCCUGCCUGGUGUCCACCGAGCCCGACUCGUGCCUGCGCCUCAUGGCCGACCGGUUCACGCCCGACGAGCGCUUCUCGCAGGCCUCCAUACAGUCUCACUUGCACACGCCCCGGGACGUCACAGCCACACACAUACUUGUCUUCCCCACUUCGGCCACCACUCAGUCGAACCAAAACCCAUUCGAACCACCGAUGGCGAACGGCGAGGAUAGCGACAUGAUGUUCUUGAACGUAGACAUGGGCGACGAAGAAAUGGGAGAAGACAAUAUGGCAGACUUGCUCAUAGGGGACAUGUUCAACAAUAUGUGGGGUGGGCCCGCGGGCAGCCCUCGAAGGACCGACGACGAUCCAGCCACCAGCCCUCAGGCACACCAUCACCAUCAAACCUCAUAUCACCAUCAGGAUGAAAAUGCUACUGAGCAAGUAGGCGCACUACUGCAACAGCCGCUGGCGCUGGGCUACAUGGUGUCGACGGCGCCGCUGGGCUCCAUGCCGGGCUGGUGGUGGGCGGGCUGCGCGCACCUGCGCGACGCGUGCCCGGCCUUCCUCAAGAACGCGCUGCAUCUGCACGCGGGCAGCCUUCAGGCCGCUGACGACUACACCAGCCUCACGCAGCGCAGGGACAACAACACGCACCCCUUGGACUCGCAGACCACUACUGAUGUGCUUAGGUAUGUCUUAGAAGGCUACAACGCGCUAUCAUGGUUGGCACUAGACGGCAACACUCACGAUCGUCUGUCUUGUCUCCCGCUGCAUGUCCAAGUGCUGAUGCAGCUGUACCACACAGCGGCUGCGCUUGGCUAA
Arctia plantaginis is the source of this 5373-nucleotide messenger RNA. NCBI's taxonomy places the organism in Eukaryota, Metazoa, Arthropoda, Insecta, Lepidoptera, Erebidae. The record is from the annotation of a GenBank genome assembly.